AUGCCUUCCAAUCCGGACUGGGUCAAAGCCCUCAAGCCUUCUGGUCCCCAGGGAUCAGAGCUCCUCGCCCAGGAGAGGGCCAAGUCGAACCUCAACAUCGAUCAGUUGUCUGAUUUCAUGUUCACAAGGGAAAUCCUCGAGAGAAAUGAAAGAAUCUUGAAGAUUUUGCUAGCAGAGCCUGUCUUCGACAAAUCCCAGAACUACUUCCGGGGCCGAACAGAAAGAAUAGAGGCAUCAUUGGCAAGGGGUAAAAGACUACAACAACUAUCUGUCAAACACAAAUGGACAAAAGAAGAGUUCCAGGCAGCCAACGAGCUCAUCAGUGAGCCAACCCCUUACGGCCUACAUGCGAGCAUGUUUCUGGUCACUCUACGAGAACAAGGCACUCCAGAACAACAUAAGCUCUUCCUCGAGAGGGCAGAGGCGUACAAGAUCAUUGGCUGCUACGCGCAGACUGAACUCGGGCAUGGCUCCAAUGUCAGGGGACUGGAGACUACGGCGACUUGGAACCCAGAGGACAAGACCUUCACUCUCAACUCACCGUAUUUGACCGCAUCGAAAUGGUGGAUCGGCUCUCUUGGAAAAGCUGCCAACCACGCGGUGGUAAUGGCUCAACUAUAUAUCGGUGGCAAGAACUAUGGGCCUCAUCCAUUUGUCGCCCAGAUCCGAGACCUCAAGACCCAUGAGCCGCUGCCCAAUGUUCACGUUGGGGACAUUGGGCCAAAGUUCGGGUACAACACUAUGGACAAUGGUUUUCUCCUGUUCAAGAACGUCAAGAUCCCGCAUAUCAAUAUGCUUGCACGAUUCUCCCGCAUCGAUCCACAGACCAACAAAUACUUCCGCCCUUCGAACCCUUCUCUGAUCUACGGCACGCUCACCUAUAUUCGAAGCACCAUCGUUCUGCAAGCAGGCUCGGUCCUUGCCCGAGGUGUGACAAUUGCCACUCGGUACUGCGCCGUAAGACGACAAUUCCAGGAUCGAGACGCACCAGCCAACGAGAUUGGUGAGAACCAAGUCCUGAAUUACACUAUGGUGCAGAUCCGCCUUCUACCUCUCCUCGCGGCUACCUACGCCCUCCACUUCACGGGCCGAGGCAUGAUCAACUUGUACCAAGAAAACCAGAAACGUAUGAACGACAACGCGGGCAAGCUGGCCGACUCGAAGCGUGCACCGGGACCAGAAGAACUCAAUCCAGGAACCGACCUUCUUGCGGACCUCCAUGCCACCAGCUGCGCCUUGAAAGCCUUGGGCUCCACCACCGCAGCUGAAGGCUUAGAGGUCUGUCGUCGGGCUUGCGGAGGACACGGCUACAGCUCCUUCUCCGGCAUUGGCAGCUGGUAUGCCGACUAUCUCCCCACGGUCACCUGGGAGGGCGACAACUACAUGUUGACGCAACAGGUCAGUCGCUACCUACUCAAGUCGGCGCGAUCGGUCCUGAAGGGAAACGCGCCCGACAACGACACGUCCCGUAUCCUCAAGGAGUUCAUGGGACGGCGCGACAUCGGCGCGGCCUUUGACGUGAUUGGAAGCGACACAGACCUUGUGGCUGCCUUUGCCUGGCGGGUGUCGUUUCUGACUUUCGAGGCCUUGCGUCACCGCGACGAGGACAAACAGUCGUGGAACUCUUUGCUGGUGGACUUCUGGCGCCUGUCGACCGCGCACGCCCAGUAUAUGGUGGUGAAGAACUUCCAUGACGCCCUCAACGAUCCCAACACCACGCGGCAGCUCGAGGCAGACACCGUCGCGCUCUUGCACAAGCUCUUCCGCCUGUAUGCACUGAACACGCUCGAGCGAGAAGCUUCGGAAUUCUAUUCGAGCUCCGCCGUCACCGUGCGACAGAUCACUCUUGCACGAACCAAGACUGUCAUGAAGCUGCUUGAGGAGAUCCGUCCUCACGCCGUCCGCCUGGUAGAUGCGUGGAAGUUCCCUGAUUGGCAGCUCGAUAGCUCCCUCGGCCGUUACGACGGCAAGGUCUACGAAGACAUGUUCUACCGCGCCAGCGAGCUGAAUCCUCUGAACAACAUCGUCUUUGACCCGUAUCCCGACUCGAAGGUGCUGUUCAGAAAAGAUGAGCGCCCCGAUUUGCGAAGCAAGCUAUAA
Molecule: messenger RNA, 2100 nt
Organism: Capronia coronata CBS 617.96
Lineage: Eukaryota; Fungi; Ascomycota; Eurotiomycetes; Chaetothyriales; Herpotrichiellaceae
Product: acyl-CoA oxidase
Exons: 1
Coding region: 1-2100 (699 amino acids)
Biological process (GO): fatty acid beta-oxidation using acyl-CoA oxidase; lipid homeostasis
Cellular component (GO): peroxisome
Molecular function (GO): fatty acid binding; FAD binding; acyl-CoA oxidase activity
Source: RefSeq, a predicted model, not a curated record